CCGCUUUAGGGGAGGAAAGAAAACUCGGGACCUUGACCCUAAGCGAUGAAAAUAUUAGGUAAAUUUACCCUAAGCUUAGGGUGCUCUUUGCUGAGUUUAUUUUGACACCUUAUAUCAAGGUUCGGUGUUUUCUUGCCUCCUGAGGCCGCUGUUUUCCGUGGAGCGGAAGGCCUGGACUUUUCAUUGCUUUUCAAUGCCGCUGACUCCGCUGUUCAGUUUUCUUGCUUCUGUUCUCGUGGUGCGCUGUAGAUCGGGUCGAAUAAUAACCAGUUACUCCCAGCAUCUGUCAGCUCUCUCUUCUCUUUUCAUUAUCACUCUUGCUGCUUGUUGGGUCGUUGUUGUGCUUUGUCGUUCACUGGCAGACAGGCUUCGGCCGAGUGAUCCAGAGAGUCCGCCGACUAACAACACUAUUUAUUUCCAUACGCAAGCAUUCAUCCAUCAGCGAAACCCAAAGGCUGAUUAAUAACCUCUCGAGCAUCAAUUCGACCUGUUGCUCUCAAUCAGUACUCUUUAGCAGUAUCGAUUCCGCUUGGCCGCCUUAUCAAGUCAUCGACGACCAGUGCUCGAUCAUACGCCCUUGCGUUGCGGCCUGAUCGAUUUGAGCUUGGAUCGAUCUCUCUUCUUCCUUGGAACGGCCACGCUUAUCUCGGCAAUUGAAAUUGGAACGGCGACAUAGCAAUUGCUCUGUUGAUGAACAGUGACUGGACUCUUCGACCUUCUGUCCUGAUUACAAUUGGGUGCUCUACCCUCCUUCGACGAUUCGCGAUCUGGCCUCCCUUACGUUCGCGCCUUCAAAAAUCUAACGCACCUGUGCCAGGAGACAUGCCCCGUCGGCUUAAUCCUUUCUCAUCCUCACCCUCCAUGUCUCAACCCGUCAAGUCGGGCGAGAGGCGCCCCUCUACCUCAAAAGGCAACCGUAUCACCAACUUCUUCUCCAGUAGCCCCAAGUCCACUGGUGCCCAGCAAGCCCUUGCCGCUGUGCAGCAGAACCAAGCCGCUGCUGCUGGGUUCUCUCCUUCUCCCGGUCUGCCUACAAUCUCUCUCUCAACAGCGAGCCCUGGCGAUCCCAACAGCAUCGAUGCCUCAACGACCACCCUCUUUCAGCCUAAGUCGGCCGAGGAGCUCGACCGUCAGAAGCGUGCCGAUGCUCAGUUUGGCCCUCUCCUCCACUCGAGUCAUCGAUACACCAGCCAGUCUCAUGGAGAGCCUCUCCAGGCCCCUAUCGAGGAUGAGCCUCCUUACUAUUUCAUUCUUACCACUUACAUCAGCUACCUCAUCCUGAUCGUUCUUGGUCAUAUUCGCGACUUCUUUGGUAAGCGUUUCGGAAACCCCAAGCACUAUCGCGCCCUCAAAGCCAGCAACGGCUAUGCAGCUCUCAACAGCGAUUUCGACAAUUUCUAUGUCCGACGUCUCAAGAUGCGCCUUGAUGAUUGUUUCGCUCGUCCCACCACUGGCGUCCCCGGACGAUUCAUCACACUGAUGGACCGCAAGUCCGACGACUUCAACCGCACUUAUCAAUAUACCGGUACCUACACUGAGACUCUCAACAUGAGUUCGUACAACUAUCUUGGUUUUGCCCAGUCUGAAGGUCCUUGUGCCGAUGCUGUGGAGGCCUGCGUCAAGCAAUACGGAAUCAGCUUCUGCAGCCCCCGUGGUGCUGCUGGUACUUCCGAUCUUGCUCUUGAGGUCGAGCGUGAGGUUGCCGAAUUUGUUGGCAAGCCCGCUUCUAUGGUUUUCUCUAUGGGUUACGUCACAAACUCAAGCUCUUUCCCCGCCCUUGUCUCCAAGGGUUGUCUGAUCAUUUCCGAUGAACUCAACCAUGCCUCCAUCCGUGUUGGUGCUCGUCUUUCUGGUGCCGUUAUUCAGAGCUUCAAGCACAAUGAUAUGGCCGAUCUGGAACGUGUUGUUCGUGAAGCUAUUUCCCAAGGUCAACCCCGCACCCACCGUCCUUGGAAGAAGAUUCUGGUCGUCGUCGAAGGUCUCUACUCUAUGGAGGGUACCAUGUGUGAUCUACCCGGUAUUCUUGCUCUGAAGAACAAGUACAAGUUCUAUCUUUUCGUUGACGAGGCUCACUCUGUCGGUGCUCUUGGCCCUCGCGGUCGUGGUGUUUGCGACUACUUCGGCAUUGACCCCUCCGAAGUUGAUAUUCUCAUGGGAACUUUGACGAAAUCUUUUGGUGCCAACGGUGGUUACAUUGCAGCCGAGAAGCAUAUCAUCGACAAGCUCAAGAGCUCCAACGCUGCUACUCAGUAUGGCGAAACUCCUGCUCCUUGUGUGCUCAUGCAAAUUUUGGCUUCCCUGAAACUCAUUACUGGCGAGCUGUGUCCUGGUCAAGGUGAGGAGCGUCUUCAGCGCAUUGCCUUCAACUCUCGUUACCUUCGUCUCGGACUUAAGCGUCUUGGCCUUAUUGUCUAUGGCCACGAUGACUCUCCUAUCAUUCCUGUCAUGCUCUACCACCCCGCCAAGCUCCCUGCAUUCAGUCACGAGAUGCUUCGACGAAAGAUUUCCGUCGUCGUUGUUGGAUAUCCUGCGACCCCACUCAUCAGCUCUCGCGCCCGUUUCUGUGUUUCUGCUGCCCACAACAAGGAGGAUCUUGACCGUCUGUUGGCUGCCUGCGACGAAGUCGGUGACAUCCUGCAGAUCAAGUUCUCGACCGGUGUGGCAGGCGGACUGGAACAUCUUCCCGAGGGCGUUGACCCCAAGAACGAAAAGGAAUGGAGAAAGGAAAACAGGAUCCCCCUUCAGGCCCCCCGUUGGAACCUGGAAGACGUUGUACAACACGGUGUCCAGGAUUCAAAGAUUCCCCUACGCUAAUAUCUCGGCCUCUUAAUCGAAUUUUGUUUCUGGUGUUUGAUACAUCCUUAUAAUCACUCAUGUACUCGGAGGUUGUCUGAGUGGUGUUUGACGCUUUUCAUAGAUACAUCCUGUGAAGGAACGCGACGUUGCACGACGUUUAAUGCCCUGUUCUUCUUGGCGGCUAGCCAUGCGGCUGUUGCCCUUUGCCCCCAAAUUCUCAUGCAAGAGGGGGGGGGGGGCCUUUUUUCUUUUUUUGGAACGGAAUAAUGGAGUUGAAGGCGUGUUGAGGUAAUGGGCCAUGUUGGGAAUGGGAAUCAUGAGCAAGACUCACUCUACCAACCUAAGUCUCAAGGCUUGGAUGAGUAUAGCAUAUAGAGUAAUCGUUAGUCGACAAAUAUAGAUCUGAAGCAGCAUAGAUUUGCUUCAACUAAUCAAAGAAACGUAUACAUGAAGAUCUCAA
Molecule: messenger RNA, 3256 nt
Organism: Fusarium verticillioides 7600
Lineage: Eukaryota; Fungi; Ascomycota; Sordariomycetes; Hypocreales; Nectriaceae
Product: serine palmitoyltransferase
Exons: 2
Coding region: 691-2814 (707 amino acids)
Biological process (GO): ceramide biosynthetic process; sphingosine biosynthetic process
Cellular component (GO): serine palmitoyltransferase complex
Molecular function (GO): serine C-palmitoyltransferase activity; pyridoxal phosphate binding
Source: RefSeq, a predicted model, not a curated record